AUCAAUCUUACCGGUGGUGUACGAUCGUUCACUGUGUUGUGCGUGCUGUGCGUGUGAUCUCUUAGUGUGAUAGACCAAAAUAAUACGCAUGAAAAUACCGCGAUUGUUGCGAGUCGAUCGCUUCUCGCGGUCCAACAAAAACCCCGAUUCAGCAACGCUGUUGAUUAGCGAUCUUAUCAAACAGUGAUGCCAACAGCUUUUCGUUCCAUCCAGUAAACAUAUGUUCGAAGAUGUAAAAUUAAAGUGUUACGCUGCCUCCUAGUUCCACCUAAUGUUCGCUUCCGCAGUAACGGAAUUGGACGAGGCACAGUUACCGUUGUGUUGUUUCUGAACUGUAUGUUAGGAAGAUUAGUGUUUCUUUGUUAAAAACGCACCCGAGCGUGUGUUCGAGCGCGGCUGUGUGUCUUAUGUUAAAGUGCGCGUGUGCAUUUCUGUGUGAGGCUGUAGAAAGUAGUGCAGCCGGUAGAAAAUAAGUGUUUGUGUGGCGUAAGUGUCGUCCAGGGAGCGAAGAAAAAUAGCAACCUUUCGGCAACCGUUAAACCACGUGACUCCAAUGCAUUGUGCACGUAUUUUCACCCGUAAACGCAAGGCAUUACGCAUGAUAGACCAAUCGACGCUAAACUACCGAAGACCGCUGGAAAGUACACGAACGUUUACCCAUCGUUACGCGACCUUGUGCACUAUGAUGCUGCAGAAGUAGGUAGCAGGGUUAGUGCGUCAGCACUGCUCAGCGCUUAUCUGCUGCCAUACCAAGCGACAGAUAAGUUCCUCGUCCCGUCUGUUGCAACGUGGCCUUAAACCGCUCAGGAAGCUUAGGAGAGCUUUAACCUACCUGUCAUCAUUCAACAUUGUAUUCCGUGUGUAUGUGUGUGCCGGGCCGUCAGCUGCGUCGAAGUUACUAUGCAACAGGUUGACCGAGUUGGCCGGGUUCGCCAGGUUGUCCAUGGCUUCUUCAUACGGAUAAGAAACACUAGCGUAACCGCCUUUCCCUGCUUUGGCAAUUCACCAACGAGAAAUGAUGACGAUGCCACAACAUCAGGCAUAACGCUGGAUGACUCCGAUAAACGCGUGAUACGGCUAAAUGAACCGCAAGCCCAAAAGUACUGUAACAAUCAUAUCUCAACCGCUAAAUAUAGUGUUCUUAGUUUUCUACCUUCGUUCCUGUUCGAGCAGUUUCGGCGGUACUCGAACUGCUUUUUUCUGUUAAUUGCACUGUUGCAACAGAUACCGGACGUGUCACCAACCGGUCGCUAUACUACGCUCGUGCCACUUAUGUUUAUCCUCGCGGUGAGCGCAAUCAAGGAAAUCGUUGAAGACGUCAAGCGACAUCGAGCAGAUGAUGAAAUAAACCACCGCUUGAUCGAGGUACUGCAAAAUGGCCAGUGGCACACGAUCAAGUGGCAGGAGCUGUCGGUCGGCGAUAUCGUUAAGGUGCUUAACGACACCUUUUUCCCUGCCGACCUGGUGCUGCUGUCCUCAAGCGAACCGCAGGGCAUGUCCUUCAUUGAGACAUCCAACCUAGACGGUGAAACGAACCUGAAGAUUCGGCAAGGUGUUCCGACCACGGUUAAGAUACUGGAGACAAAGGACUUUAACCAGUUUCGUGGUACGCUAGAGAGUGAACCACCGAACCGGCAUCUGUACGAGUUCAAUGGCGUGCUGAAGGAACACGACAAGCAAGCGGUAGCACUUGGGCCGGAUCAGCUGUUACUGCGAGGUGCCAUGCUACGUAACACCGCCUGGAUAUUCGGAAUCGUUAUCUACACCGGUCACGAUACGAAACUUAUGCGAAACUCUACCUCUGCGCCAUUGAAGCGCUCAACCGUUGACAGACUGACAAACACGCAAAUUUUAAUGUUAUUUUUCAUUCUGAUCAUGCUGUGUAUCGUGAGUUGCAUUUUCAACCAAAUUUGGACGAACGAACAUUUUAAGAAGGACUGGUACUUAGGCAUCGGCAAUCUUUUGAACAAAAACUUCGCCUACAAUCUGCUUACGUUUAUUAUUCUGUACAACAAUUUGAUUCCAAUAUCGCUACAAGUUACGUUAGAACUGGUUCGAUUUCUACAGGCAAUCUUCAUCAACAUGGACAUCGAUAUGUACCACGAGGAGUCGGACACGCCGGCUAUGGCGCGCACUUCAAACCUUAACGAGGAGCUUGGAAUGGUGAAAUACGUGUUCUCCGAUAAAACCGGCACGCUGACACGGAACGUGAUGGAGUUCAAAAAGUGCAGUGUGGCUGGCGCGAUAUACUCGGUCGAGGAAACGCCUGCCCAGUCUCGUUUAGUACAGAACAUUCUCAAUAAUCAUCGAACGGCACCUACCUUACGCGAAUUCCUAACACUGAUGGCAAUUUGUCAUACAGUGAUACCGGAAAAGCAACCCGGAGACAGUAUGAACGAUAUUCAGUAUCACGCUGCUAGCCCAGACGAACGGGCCCUGGUUUAUGGUGCUAAAAAAUUCGGUUACGUGUUUUACACUCGCACGCCAACAUACGUUGAGAUUGAAGCACUGGGCGUGCAGGAACGGUUCGAGAUACUUAAUGUGCUGGAGUUCACAUCCACCCGCAAACGGAUGUCAGUAAUAGCCCGCAACUCCAAGAGCGAAAUCAAGCUGUAUUGCAAAGGAGCAGAUACUGUUAUUUACGAGCGAUUAGCACCGGACGGUGUAGCAUACCGUGAGUCAACCUUGAGCCAUCUGGAGGAGUUCGCCACCGAUGGUCUGCGAACGCUGUGCUGCGCAGUAUCCGACAUUCCGGACGACGUGUACGAAGACUGGAAGCAUACCUACCACAAAGCGUCAACAUCUCUGCAGUAUCGUGAGCAGAAAGUAGAAGAUGCUGCUAACCUGAUUGAAACGAAUCUACGACUCCUGGGAGCUACGGCGAUCGAGGAUAAGCUUCAGGAUGGUGUGCCAGAAACGAUCGCUUCGUUGCUCGAGGCAAAAAUCAAUGUGUGGGUGUUAACUGGAGACAAGCAAGAAACGGCUAUCAACAUCGGUUACUCCUGUCAGCUCUUGUCCCAUUCAAUGGAUUUAAUUUUGUUGAAUCAGGAUUGUUUGGAUAACACACGUACCUGCAUACUUGAGCACACUACCAAUGGUCGGUAUGAUAAUAUGGGCCGUAAAGAUGCCGCAUUGAUAGUGGACGGAAAAACCCUGAAGUACGCUCUCAGCUGUGAUUUGCGACGCGAAUUUCUGGAACUCUGCCUCAACUGCAAGGUCGUAAUUUGUUGUCGUGUCUCGCCAAUUCAGAAAGCCGAAAUGGUGGAACUUGUGACGACAACCACAAAAUCGGUAACAUUGGCUAUCGGUGACGGCGCGAACGAUGUGGCGAUGAUACAGAAAGCAAAUGUCGGAGUCGGUAUUUCGGGUGUGGAAGGUUUACAAGCGGCUUGUGCGUCCGAUUAUUCGAUUGCUCAGUUCAGCUACCUUCGAAAGUUGCUGCUGGUUCAUGGAGCAUGGAACUACAGUCGGAUGUGCAAGCUAAUUCUGUACAGCUUUUACAAAAACAUCUGCCUGUACGUGAUAGAGCUGUGGUUUGCCAUGUAUUCCGGAUGGUCUGGUCAAAUAUUGUUCGAACGAUGGACAAUCGGUUUAUACAACGUGUUUUUUACUGCGCUACCACCGUUUGCUAUGGGACUGUUCGAUAAAGUAACAUCGGCGGAACAAAUGUUGAAAGAACCAAGACUUUAUGCACCGUCACAAAAUGCCAAACUAUUUAAUGUAAAAGUGUUCUGGCGCUGUAUUGUGAAUGCGCUAUGCCAUUCAAUGAUACUGUUUUGGUUAUCGUACAAGAUCUACGAGAAGGAUGUUAUUUGGAAAAACGGCCGGGACGGUGGAUAUUUAGUGUUAGGCAACAUAGUGUACACGUACGUAGUCGUGACGGUGUGUUUGAAGGCCGGUCUGCUUACUAACUCUUGGACCUGGCUCACACAUUGUUCCAUCUGGGGUUCGAUACUGCUGUGGUUUAUAUUUAUUGUCAUUUACAGCAACAUCUGGCCAGCAUUACCAGUAGGCGCGGUGUUCACGGGUAUGGAUAAUAUGGUCUUCACUACGCCAGUGUUUUGGGGUGGUCUGUUACUUAUUCCAAUUUCCGCACUACUGUUUGAUAUUACCUGGAAAGCGUUUAGAAACUCUCGAAAGGAUAACAUCUUAACACCACCAAUGAAGGAAUCGAGAUCUUCAAGCUUGUCGAAGAUUCUCUCCUGGCGUAGACGUAACUCCGUGGCGCCUCUUGCGGCUUGGCAUCAGAACAGUAUUAGCAUAACCGAGUUGCACAUGUAGAAAUAAUAUACCAUUUGCUGAAUAUGUAUGUUAUACAACGAAUGUAUGUAGUUGAUGUCCCAAGAUUAUCACAAGUGUUGAAUUUGCUGUCACUAUUACAUAGCAUUAAAUCCCACCCCGAAAAACCAAUAUUAGAGUUCAUGAUUAGUAAAUACAACAUGAAACAGUUGCUAGGGUUUGAAUGCUAAACCAUUACAUGGUUCUGUAAAAAAAAAUCAUACAUCAGUUGAAGACGGCAAAUACACUUCGUCGUCCAAACCAAAUCAAACCAGUCCAAUGCAAAACGAAUCAGAACUAAGCAGUGUUUGGGAAAAACAAUUACAUACAAUCAUAAUUGUACCGAAAAACUUGUGAGAAAUUUAAACAAAGGGGUGUGUGCGUAAGGUCAGUAAAGCGGAACGAAACAUUUGUCCGAGAUGUUAUCUAGUUAUAAACAUCAUUAUUUAAUUACAAAAGUCUAUGUAUAGAUUCAAACCUUGCAUUAAUUUUGGGACACUCUUGCUAUCGUAGCUAAGGGAAGAGUAGACAGAGGAAACAUAAGGAUUUUUGUGAUACAUGUAUAUUUGGAAGACGCAUAGAUAGGCUGUGUAAUGCAACAAUUCUCUUUUUCCUUCGGGAGUGAUAAUUUAUUUACGCAUUAAUUAACUAAUAUUACCGCGUCGUAGAAACCGAAGCAAUAGAAUACAUGGAAUGCCCGAAAUAAAACAACACACGCACAAAAGUUUCGGAAGCGUUAGGGUAAUAUUGCACUGCAAUCCGUCCGUUGGCAGUAAAACUGCUUCUCUCUAUUAUUUAACCUCUAGCAUAAUCUUCCCCUUUAGCUGGUUCUAUAAUAUUAGUUUCUUAACUUUCCUAUCCUAUUUAUCUACUAUUAUAUUUUAUUUAAUAACUACUUAACCACUGGAUCUCAUGACUCCACAUUCUAUAAUGAAUGGCAUCCUCCCUUUUUCUCACAAACUGCGCACGUUUUAGAGCGCACCAUGUUUGUUUGUUACCUUCUUUAAAAACAUUCCUGUACGGUCUUGAAAUGGUAAGCUAUAAGCGAAAGACGAAUAAAUCAAAUAUGAUGGUAAUAAGUAGAAUGUUUAGGAUACAAUAAAAGCAAACUUCAAUGUAAAAAGAUCAUUUACUAAGUGCAAUAUUGAUAGUUUAUAAUUAUGUACUAUGUGUUGAACAACAUUUUAAGGUAUCAUAGUUAGGGACGAAUGAAAAAUAAUGUGAAACAAACUAAAGCUGAUCAUGAAUACAAUGGAUAACUUAAAUAUUUAGGCAAAACAAUGCAGUCGGCAACACUAAAAAACGCCUUCCUAAUGUGCUUUGAUUGUAUUACCUCGCUGUGUUGUGUAUGUGUGUUAUCUAAUGGAAUUAAGCGGUGGGCAAUCUGCGCUCUGUGCUCAUAAAUCAUAUGUUUCGUUUUUUCUUUCGGUGUGGCAUACCGUCUCCAAAGGUUCUAAUAUAUCUGUAAAGUUUGCUGUCAAACAGCGUCGUGUGUGGCUCAUGGUUAAUGGCGCUUUAUGUUUUAUUGAAUAAGAAAAUAAAUGGUUUAUUGAACUUAUACUACAUUGUAGAGCAUACAAAAUGCCCACAAUAAACAUCAUAUGUUGCGCCUGUAAAUGUACGGGAACGCGCUAAUGUUGCUGGUGCUGGUGACAUACACAUAUUCUUCCUUCUAAAGAUGUUUGCAUUUCUCUAAGUCACUGUGAUUAAACGAUUAAUCGAAAUGUGUGUUUACGUUACCGUCGAUGGUCAUUCAGCUAAAUGCUACUUUUAUUACACAUUGCGUGGCUUAGCGGCUUCAGUAUAAUGCUGUGUUGAUAACUCUUCGAUCAAUGUUCUGUUCUCACCUUUAUACUAUGUCCUGUCUUUCGAAAUGUUUGAUGGCGCUUAUAUUCAGCUGUUAAAAAUUCAGCCGAAAUGGCGCAUUCUGUUUUCACGUUUUAUCUUUCCAUACAUUUACCCACACGAACAUGCCCCUAUACCACCUACUCGUG
Messenger RNA from Anopheles moucheti, 6272 nucleotides. RefSeq names its product probable phospholipid-transporting ATPase IA (gene ATP8A). Gene Ontology annotation, cellular component: plasma membrane. The transcript is spliced from 17 exons. Gene Ontology annotation, molecular function: ATPase-coupled intramembrane lipid carrier activity; magnesium ion binding; ATP hydrolysis activity. Gene Ontology annotation, biological process: phospholipid translocation. The record is from RefSeq and is a predicted model, not a curated record. Bases 901 to 4281 code for a protein of 1126 amino acids. NCBI's taxonomy places the organism in Eukaryota, Metazoa, Arthropoda, Insecta, Diptera, Culicidae.